Prunus mume (Japanese apricot) is the source of this 6190-nucleotide messenger RNA. The record is from RefSeq and is a predicted model, not a curated record. NCBI's taxonomy places the organism in Eukaryota, Viridiplantae, Streptophyta, Magnoliopsida, Rosales, Rosaceae.
AUGGCUGGAGCUUUGAUCGGAGAGGCCUUUAUUUCUGCUUCCAUUCAGGUGAUUUGUGACAGAAUUGCCUCACCUGAGUUCAUCGACUUAUUUCGGCACAAGAAACUCGAUCAACCUCUCCUCAUGAAACUGAAGAGGACCCUGUUGACCUUGAACGCAGUGCUCGAUGAUGCAGAGGAGAAGCAAAUUGAGAAACCAGCUGUGAGAGAGUGGCUUGACGACCUCAAACAUGCAGUCUUUGAUGCGGAGGACUUGCUGGAUGAGAUCAACUAUGAAGCUCUGGACUCUGAGGUAUGGAACAGAGUACUAAAUAGCAGCAUUUGGGAUUUACCUUAUGAGAAAAGUGACAUUCUUCCUGCUCUAGGAUUGAGUUAUCGUUAUCUUCCAGCUAAGUUAAAGCGAUGCUUUAUUUAUUGUUCAAUUUUUCCAAAAGGCUGUGAAUUCAAGGUAGAAGAAGUUGUUUUUCUUUGGAUGGCAGAAGGUUUAAUUCCCCAAGUGGAGAAUGGGGACAACAUGGAAGAAGUGGCUAAGGAAUAUUUUGAUGAACUGUUAUCUCGAUCAUUGUUUCAAACAUCGGAGAAAUCACGUUUUAUUAUGCAUGAUCUCAUAAAUGACUUGGCUGUGUUCAUGUCUAAAGGAUUUUGUGCAAGGUUGGAAGGUGGUAGGGAAUCACAUGAAGUAGAAAGAGUUCGCCAUUUGUCAUAUGCUAGGGAAGAUUUUGAUGGUGCUCUGAAAUUUGAGCCAUUUAAGGGGCGUAAGUGUUUGCGUACCUUUCUAUCUACCUCUUUAAAUACUCAUCCAACGUAUUAUAUAGGUAAAAAGGUUGUACCAGAUUUUUUUUUGUCACACAGAUGUUUACGGGUGCUGUCAUUGUCAUCUUAUAAGAAUCUCACUCAGCUACCUGAUUCUAUUAAAAAUCUUAUUCACUUGCGCUAUUUGGAUCUCUCUGGUACUGCAAUUGAAAGGUUACCUGGCGUACUUUGCAGUUUGUACAAUUUGCAGACGUUACUAUUGUCAAAUUGUUCCUCUCUCGUUGAAUUACCUGCAGACUUGAGAAAAUUGAUAAAUUUACAGAAAUUAAUGCUGGGAGGUUGUGCGUCUCUUGCUAAAUUGCCUGUAGACCUGUGGGAAUUAAAUAGUUUGCAUCAUCUUGAUGUGAGUGGAACUAAAAUUGCAGAGAUGCCAAUGCAAAUGGGUAGACUAAAAAGUUUGAGAACGUUGACUGCUUUUGUUGUGGGGAAAUCUACUGGGUCGACCAUUGGGGAAUUGGGGGAGCUUCCACAUCUUCGAGGAAAACUUUCAAUUCUAAAACUGCAAAAUGUAGUUGAUGCUAAGGAUGCAGUGCAGGCCAAUUUGAAGAAUAAGCAGGAUCUAAAGGAGUUAAAGUUCGAAUGGGGCGAUGAAGACUCGAAUGAUUCCGAAAAAGUGAGAGACGUACUUGACAAGCUCCAGCCUUCAAUUAGUUUGGAGAAACUGACCAUCCAAUUCUACAGUGGAACCAAGUUCCCGAAUUGGUUAGGAGACUCACGCUUCUCUAACAUACAAGUCAUGCGCCUUAGCGAUUGUAAAUAUUGUUCGUCGCUACCAGUUGGGGGGCUACCUGCUCUCAAAGAGCUCUAUAUAGAAAGGAUGAACUUUGUUAAGACAAUUGGUGUUGAGUUCUACGGCAGAAAUGGAGCGUCUCUAAUUCAGCCAUUUCAAUCACUGGAGAAGCUAGAGUUUAAGGAGAUGGCAGAGUGGGAGGAAUGGGUACCAAGUGGAAGUGAAGGUCCAGACUUUCCUCGUCUCCAGGAGCUGAUUCUAUAUAAGUGUCCGAAGCUAAGAGGAAGCUUGCCUUGUGAUCUGCCUUGCUUGAAGAUGCUUAGUGUGAAUGGGUGUGGGGUUUUGCAUGCUCAAAGGGCCACUGCUACUACUAGUAGUAGUACUAGUCUCAACUACAAUUCUCUUGAAGUAUUGAUAAUAGAAGAUGGAUGCCAAACAGGUCUGUUAUCAUUACUAGAGACAAAGCUCCUGUCCGAACUUGACAUUCGAAAUUUUAAUGACAUACAGUGCUUGCCCAACAUCAAUCGUCUUCAAAGUUUGACUCUCUUGAAUUGUCCAACGCUGUCGUCGUUCCCUGAAGAUGGCCUACCCACUUCGUUGACAUCACUUACAAUAUUCAAUUGUAGGAGAUUAGAGAUCCCUCUAGAGAUGUUCGCUAAAUUAACAUCACUCAACUAUUUGGGGAUACGUAAUAGCUGUGAUUCAAUGAGGUCCUUCCCCUUGGGCAUUUUUCCCAAAUUGACGACACUUGAAAUCGUUUUCCUUGACAAUCUGGAAUCGCUUUCCUUGAUUGAAGAAGGAGCGGUUCUCAGUCAUCUAAAUAGCCUACAGGUCUAUAAUUGUCCAAAUCUGGUGUGUUUUCCCCAGGGAGGAUUGCCCACUCCCAACCUGACUGAAUUGUGUUUCUAUGGAUGCGAGAAGUUGAAGUCAUUACCCGAACGCAUUCACACCCUCACAGCCCUUGAAACAUUGCAGAUAACGAAUCUUCCAAAUCUGGAGUCAAUUGCAGAAGAUGGGGGUUUGCCUCCUAACCUCCGAGAUUUUAGCAUUGAGAAUUGUGAGAGACUGAGGGCUGCAUCUUCAUCAGUGGGAGACUACUGUAACUGGGGUUUGCAAGCACUUGUCUCCCUCGAACAAUUUACAAUUGGUGGCAGAGGAAGUGAUGAAAUCUUGGAGACGUUGCUCAAGCAACAGCUGCUCCCUACCACUCUUCGCAGUCUCUGCAUCAGGGACAUUUCAACUCUGGAAUCUUCUUAUGGAAAGGGACUUGCACGCCUUACUUUUCUUCAAGAGCUAUAUAUUAAUGACUGUCCGAGUCUCCAAUUCCUGCCAGAAGAGGGUCUGCCGCCAUCUCUUUCUAAUCUGAGCAUCCACAAUUGUUCUGCCCUGGAGAAAAGGUAUCAGAAUAAGACGGGACAAGAUCAUUGGGCCAGCAUAUCUCACAUUCCAUGCAUCAAGAUAAAUGGUGAAGUCAUCUUAAGAGAGUAAAACAAACAAGGACAGCACCUUCUCUUGAAAAGCUUUUCAUUUGCAAGGUUUCUGAACGUGUCAUUUCCGGGCCAUUGUUUAUAGACUUUUGUUUUUCUACAAAAAACUAUUGUCACAACGAGGGGAGACGGAAAGGUUCACCUGGAAACAUUCCUACAGACAGGCAUCAAAUGUCCCACACUUUUAGAGUUGGGGGAUACAAGAAUUUGAAGUCAUUACCGCAACGUAUUCACAUCCUCACUGCCCUUCAAAGUUUGCGGAUACUUGGUCUUCCAAAUCUUGUGUCAUUUGCAGAAAAGGGAAAGUGGCGAUAUCUUGGAGGCGUUGAGGAACAGCAUCUGGGAACUUUCAAGUCUGAAUUCUUUGGAUGAAAAGGGACUCGGACACCUCACUUCUCUUCCAAGUGCUGAAUAUUCUCCAGUGUGACAGUUUGAAAUUCCUGCAAGGAGAGGGACUCGGACACCACACUUCUCUUCAAGUGCUGCAUAUUCUCCAGUGUAGCAGUUUGGAAUGCCUGCAAGGAGAUGGACUUCGACACCUCACUUCUCUUCAACAGAUACAUAUUUAUGGCUGUCUGAGUCUCCAAUUCCUGCCAGAAGACUCUUUCUUUUCUGAGAUAUCUCCAUUUGUUUGCCUUGGAGUAAAGGUAUGAAAAUAAGAUGGGAGAAGAUUGGGCCAAGAUAUCUCACCUUCCUUUCGUCCAGAUAAAUGACGAAGUCAUCAUAUGAUAUGAGUUCUCUCUCACACCAAAUUUUUGCUUUUCGGCAUUUCACUCUGUCUGAAAAUUUGAAGUCAUUGUCCAAACGCAUUCACACCCUCGCAGCCCUUCAACAUUUGUCAAUAUGCGAUCUUCCAAAUCUGGAGUCAUUUGCAGAAGAUGGGGGUUUGCCUCCCGACCUCCUAUAUUUUACCAUUGAAAAUUGCAACAGACUGAGGGCUUCAGUGGGAGAGCACUGGGAUUUGCAAGGACUUGUCUCUCUUGAAGAAUUUACAAUUGGUGGCAGGGGAAGUGAUGAUAUCUUGGAGAUGUUGCUCAAGCAACAGUUGCUCCCUUCCACUCUUUACAUUCUCCACAUCAAUAGACUAUCAAGUCUGAAAUCUUUGGACAGAAAGGGACUUAAAAACAUCACUUCUCUUUCUUUUCUGAGUAUCUCCAAGUGUUUUUCCCGGGAGAAAAGGUAUAAGAGAAGACAGGAAAAGAUUGGGCCAACAUAUCUCACAUUCCUUGCAUCAAGAUAGGCCAUGAAGUGACCAUAUGAGAUGAGCUCUCUCUCUCUCUCUUUCUCUCUCUCACAUUCCUUGCAGUCAUCAUAUGACUUGAGAAACUUUCCCAUGUUUGGAGGUCAAAGCAACUUGUGUAGGCAACCAUGCAUGAUUUCAGAGUCGAAGCUGCUUCACUGGCCUUUCUGUGCUCGCUUCUGUAAGGGAUCAAACCAAGCAGGUUCAUACAUUAAAUGUAUCACGUCAUCAGCAUUUCAGACAGAAAAUGGGCCUCGAAUUGUGUUCUGAGCCAAUGGAUUUUUCUAGAAUCUAAAAGUGGAAUGGAAAAUUACUGAAGUGAUCUACACAAGAGUAAACAUUUUUUCUGUUGGAUCCUGGAGGUGCCUCUUAUAAGUGGCUAAGUUGCAAUAUGUGGUGUCAUCAAAUGCUCUGCAAAAAGUUCAAGUUGAGACCGGAGAUGAACAAGGAUUAGGUCAGCUGUAUAUUUCGUGGAACAGACCCAGCAUGUUCAUACAUGGCUUGGCUCACUUCAUCAUCUUUUGAGACAGAAAAUCAGCCUUCAACCGUAUGCUGAUUCAAUAGACUUUUCUAUAUAUCUCAAGUGCAAUGGAAAAUUGAAGACUUACAUAAAGAUUCGCAAAGAUUUCUGUUUGAAAUUUUCUACUGGAGGCUGGAAAUGCUUCUUAUAAGUGGCUAAGUUGCAAAAAUUUGUAGGAUUGAAGGCUCUGCAGACUGCACAGAGCAUUUAGAAGUAUCUUGCUGAGCUGAGGUAUGGAAACGGAAAGCACUUUGGUUAACAUCCACAUUGAAUAGCGGUGAAAAGAAACAGGAUUUCACAAUCGGAUGCUGAACCUGAACACCAGGUUUUGAAUAACUGGUGUCUUUUUCCCACCGCAUUCACACCCUCACAGCACUUCGACAUUUGGAGAUGACUGAACUUCCAAAUUUAGUGUCAUUUGCAGAAGGCUGUUGUCUCCCUUAAACACUACAAUUGGUGGCGGGGGAAGUGACGAUAUCUUCGAGACAUUGCUCAAGGAACAGCUGCUCCCUUCCGCUCUUCACACUCUUCGCAUCUGGGGACUUUCAAGUCUGAAAUCUUUGGACGGAAAGGGACUUGGACACCUCACUUCUCUUCGAGAGCUAUAUAUUAGUGAGUGUGACAGUAUCCAAUUCACUUCUCUCCAACCGUUAUGGCCUGGAGAAGCGGUAUGAGAAUAAGAUGGGACAAGAUUGGGCCAACAUAUCUCACAUUCCUUGCCUCAACAUAAAUGAUCGAGUCAACAUAUGAUAUGACUCAUGAGAGACAAACAAAGUAUUGCUUUUCAAUAGUUCACUCUCAGAGACUCUGAAAGUAACUUAUUUGGGGGUUUGCCGAUCAAGGCCCAGCAGGUUUGGAUGUUUUGGCUACUGAAUGUUCUGCUAUACACAUGGGAUUAUUGAAGGCUGCUGAGUUGGGAAUCUCUGAUUUUUUGGUAGCAUCAAACUCGCAGGAAGUUGUGGCUUUACUGAAGGGAAAUGGAGAGCUAUGGAGUAAUCUGGGUAAUAUUGUGGAUGACAUUAGAAGGUUGCUAGUAGAAUUGUGUGUUAGUGAUGUUAUUUUUCAGCCGCGUUUGGGUAAUCAGGUAGCUCACUCUUUGGCGCAGUUUGGGUUGCGAGAACAGCAUCAUUCUUUCUGGGAUGGUCUUCCUCCUGACUGGCUUGUAUCACUGUUAGUAACAGACAUGGAGGGUGGGUAGUUGUUUUGGUUUUCGGUUUCGGAUGCUGUGGUACUCUUUUUCCUUGACCGGAUUUCCUCCAUUGGAGGUUUUUAUGGCAAGGUUUUAAUGAGGCCACCUCUUGUUGCAUCCAUGUUUUGAUUGCAAAUUGUAUGGUUGAUGGUUGGAAUGAAAGUUUCUUACUCUUUGAUAAAAAAUAAAAAUAAAAAUAAAAAAGUCUCAAA